Messenger RNA from Passer domesticus (house sparrow), 951 nucleotides. RefSeq names its product keratin-associated protein 16-1-like. The record is from RefSeq and is a predicted model, not a curated record. The transcript is spliced from 4 exons. Lineage: Eukaryota; Metazoa; Chordata; Aves; Passeriformes; Passeridae. The coding region runs from base 1 to 951 and encodes 316 amino acids.
AUGCAAUCCAGCCCUAAAUCCAGCCCCAAAACUGCCACAAAUAGCCCCAAAUCCAGCCCUAAAACCAGACAUAAAAGUGCCACAAAUCAGCCUAAAAUUGCCCCAAAUCCAGAUCCAAAAGUGCCCCAAUUCACCCUAAAAAAGCCCCAAAUUCAGCCACAAAUCCAGACCCAAAACAGCCACAAAUCCGGCCCUAAAUCCAGCCCCAAAAACCCUCAAAUCACCCUAAAAAAACCCCCAAAUCAAUCCCCAAAUGUAGAUCUAAAUCCAGCGCAGGUGUCCCCAGGUGUCCCCAGGUGUCCCCAGGUGUGCUCACCUGUCCCCAGGUGUGUCCCAGGUGUCCCCAUUGUCCCGAGGUUUGCUCAGGUGUGUCUCAGCUGUGUCCCCAGGUGUGUCCCAGGUGUCCCCAGGUGUGUUCCCAGCUGUUCCCAGGUGUCUCACCUGUCCCCAGGUGUCCCCAGGUAUCCCCAGGUGUGUCCCCAGGGUGUGCUCAGGUGUGUCCCAGGUGUGCUCACCUGUCCCCAGCUGUCCCCAGGUGUGUCCCAGGUGUCCCCAGGUUGUGUCCCAGGUGUAUCCCAGGUGUGUCUCACCUGUCCCCAGGUGUCCCAGGUGUGUCUCAGGUGUCUCAGGUGUGUCUCAGGUGUGUCCCAGGUGUGUCCCAGGUGUGUCCCCAGGUGUCUCACCUGUCCCCAGGUGUGUCCCAGCUGGUGUCUCAGGUGUGUCUCAGGUGUGUCCCAGGUGUGUCCCAGGUGUGUCCCCAGGUGUCUCACCUGUCCCCAGGUGUGUCCCAGGUGUCUCAGGUGUGUCCCAGGUGUCCCAGGUGUGUCCCCAGGUGUCUCACCUGUCCCCAGGUGUGCUCAGGUGUGUCCCAGAUGUCCCCAGGUGUGCUCAGGUGUGCUCACCUGUCCCCAGGUGUGUCUCAGGUGUGCCCCAGGUGUGUCUCAGGUGUGA